AUGCACACGCUCAGGUCAACCAAGCAUCUCAGUGCAGUUUUCCUCCUCGCCACCCUGGCUGUCGCCAAUACACUCACACUCUACCGGAUCGGCGAGCUGGGACAGGACCAACCAGGCGCUGGCAUCAUCGACCAAGUGCCCGCCGUCACAGCGAUAGGCGUCGGCUCAGAGGGCGGCACGACGUACGAACAGCUCCAGCGCGUCUACAUCGGUGAGUCGACAUUCUCCACUGGGACGCCGCCCACCUUGACGACCAGCACCUGGAUUGGCGAGGAAACUGCUAUCUUUGUCCAGCACGCGUCCUGGGCGUACAGACAAGUCCCAGAUGGGUCUGGGCGAUUCAACCUUGUCGAGCUCAACUGCACGUUGCCUGCGGAAGGGAGAGAGGGCAGCGAAUGCGUCGAGGUUGUUCGAUUGACGAGUGGACCAACAAGCGCACCGACGACGACGGUUACUCAGGUCUCGACGUUCCCUGGAACGUUGGUUGGACGAUUUACUGCUACAGGUCCGAUUCCAACAGGUCCACCACCUCCGACUGCAACUGCAAAUGGGACGAGUGGAUCCAGAAGGGACGUUGGAAGGUGGUCCUGGACGUCGGCAGUGAUAGGAUUCGCGGUGCUGGGAGGAUGGAGAAUCGCCUUGUAG
Cyclocybe aegerita is the source of this 645-nucleotide messenger RNA. The record is from the annotation of a GenBank genome assembly. NCBI's taxonomy places the organism in Eukaryota, Fungi, Basidiomycota, Agaricomycetes, Agaricales, Hemipholiotaceae.